UUCUUUUUUUUUUUUUUUUUUUUGGGUAAUAUCUCUCACUCAAUUCUUAGUUUCUUCACCAAACCCUUUUCUUUAUAAAAACCCCAUUUGGCUUCCCUAUUCUUUUCCCAAGUCUUUUUCUCUCUCUCUCUCUCUUUCUUUUUUUAUUGUAAAUUGGCUGAAGAUAUUUUUUCCGAAUGAAAAUGGAGUCUGUGACGAGUACUAGAAGACCUUGUUUUGUGGAGGAGGAUGAUGGGUUGGCUUCACUGGCUGAUAUGGAAGCUGGGUUUUCGGGGAAUCAUCACCCUUUUUACUAUUCUAGGCCUUUGUGCUAUUCAAGGAGGAGUAGUUUCAGGAACCUUUUGGCCGCUUCUUCUUCAUCUUUUUCUUCUUGUACUAGUUCGCCUAGAUCUGGUGGCUGGUUUUAUGAUGCAAGAUUUGAAGAUCAUCAGCCCCAUUUCUUGGAAUCUUGCUUUCUUUGCAAGAAACCACUUGGGGAUGGCAGAGAUAUCUACAUGUACAGAGGUGAUACUCCAUUCUGUAGCGAAGAGUGCAGGAAGGAGCAGAUGGAUAUGGAUGAAGCGGAGGAGAAGAACAUGAAUGUCUCUUCUUCAAGAAAGGCAUUGAGACAGAAUGAUCAGAGGAAAUCCAAUUCCCCUACCAAAACAAGAGGCUAUGCUUUCCGUACAGGCACGGUUGCGGCCGCUUAACCAAUGAAAAUGAAAGAAAAAAGAAAUUACGAAAGAAAAAAGACAAAAGAAGGUUAGAGAAAAGACUUUCCCAGAAAAGAAGAGAAAGGAAAGGAAAACUCGUGGUUGGUAUAUAUGUUCCACAAAGAAAAGGGGCCAAGGAGAGAUGAAAAUAUGGUGAAGCAGGAGGGAAAAGAGCUGCUGCGGGAAAUUUUGGGGCUUUUUUUUUUUUUUUUUUUUGGGUAAAUGUGAUGUUAUAUAUAUGAUAGGGCGUGUGAGGAGAAGUGUGUAUGGUUUGCUUGAAUCUGCUCUAUGAGAUGGCUCUUCUUUUGGGUUUUUCUAUUUCCUCUUUCUUUUCUUGGGCUUGUUUCCUUUUUUUUUUUUUUUUUAUUCUCUUUUUUGUUGGUAGUACAAAAACUUGAUCAGCCUUGAAUGGUCUGGAAAUAUAUAUAUAUAUAUAUAUAUAUACAUAUAAUAACAGUGAAAUUUUCCUUCUGA
This is a messenger RNA of Ziziphus jujuba (common jujube), 1166 nucleotides long. Its product is annotated as FCS-Like Zinc finger 2. The record is from RefSeq and is a predicted model, not a curated record. The transcript is spliced from 2 exons. NCBI's taxonomy places the organism in Eukaryota, Viridiplantae, Streptophyta, Magnoliopsida, Rosales, Rhamnaceae. The coding region runs from base 177 to 689 and encodes 170 amino acids.